Castor canadensis (American beaver) is the source of this 1162-nucleotide messenger RNA. It is a transcript of the gene Asb16, whose product is annotated as ankyrin repeat and SOCS box containing 16. The record is from RefSeq and is a predicted model, not a curated record. NCBI's taxonomy places the organism in Eukaryota, Metazoa, Chordata, Mammalia, Rodentia, Castoridae. Gene Ontology annotation, molecular function: protein binding. Gene Ontology annotation, biological process: intracellular signal transduction; protein ubiquitination; positive regulation of protein catabolic process.
AGUAGAGGGGGCAGGGUGGAUCGCCAGAAGCAGGGGUGCUAGUCGGCAAGGAGCAAGGCUUUGCCUAGGUGCCACUGCCCAGACCCCUGGGCCCCUUGCCAUGGCAGGGGAGACAUUUCCAUUCACCUCCUCCACUCUGCGCGCUCUCCGCCUGCAGCGGGAGUGGCUGGAAUGGGAGGACCGCCGGCGGGCUGCUGCCCAGCAGUGCCGCAGCCACAGGUGUUUCUCAAGUCCCACUGCCCGACUCACGAGGCCUCGAAGGUCCUGCCGAGACCCAGCUGUCCACAAUGCCCUGUUCUCCGGUGACCUGCAGCAGGUCCAAACCCUGUUCCAAGAUGAAGAGGCCACCAACAUGAUUGUGGAGACCGUGAGCAACCAGCUGGCUUGGUCAGCAGAACAAGGAUUCUGGGUACUGACCCCCAAGACCAAGCAGACGGUACCUCUCACCAUUGCUGCAGCCAGAGGUUACACAGACUGCGCCCGCCACCUGAUUCUGCAGGGGGCUGAGCUGGAUGCCCGUGUAGGGGGUCGUGCUGCCUUGCAUGAGGCCUGUGCCCACGCCCAAUUUGACUGUGUGCAACUGCUGCUCACCUUUGGUGCCAAGACUAAUGUGCUGUCAGAGGAGGGCGUGACCCCCUUGCACCUCUGCACAGCUCCUGAGUCCUUGCAGUGUGCCAGGUUGCUGCUGGAGGCCGUAGCUGUGGUGAACCUGGCGGCGCAGGAGAGUGAGGUGACACCCCUGCAUGUGGCUGCUGCACGCGGCCUGGAGCAGCACGUGGCUCUCUACCUGGACUAUGGCGCCAACGUGGGUCUGCGCACCAGCCAGGGCGAGACGGCGCUGAAUGCAGCAUGUGCGGGAGCAGAGGGCCCGGGCCCUAGCAGGCAGCACGAGGCGGCAGCGCGCCGGCUCUUGGAGGCUGGGGCUGAUCCCAAGGCUGCUGGGCGCAAGCGCCACACACCAUUGCACAACGCCUGUGCCAAUGGCUGCGGUGGCCUGGCCGAGCUGCUGCUGCGCCACGGAGCCUACGCUGGAGUCCCCAACGGGGCAGGCCACACACCCAUGGACUGCGCGUUGCAGGCGGUCCAGGAUGCCCCCAACUGGGAGCCAGAAGUCCUCUUUGCUGCACUGCUGGACUACGGGGCCCAGCCUGUGCGCCCUGAG